AUGGACUGUGAGCUUGAUGACAGUGAGACACCAGCAGCAGCCCCUGUCGCCGCCGAGAGUUUACCUGGCAGCGAGCAGCAUACCUCUGACGGCAGCAGGAUCUCAAAUGCACUUGGCUCAUCGACGGCCCAAAAUGCCCAAACUACGUCUGGCAAUGAUGAAGCAGCCGCUACCUCAGCAAGAGCGGCGCCUAUUUCUUACGCCCCUGAAGGGUACCAGCUGGCUUUCGAGGACACGUUCGAGGGAACCGCUUUGAAUGCUGACAACUGGACGAUUGGCUUGCGUGAUCCCGCGACAGGGGACCUGGUUCCAGGAGCAAAGGGCGACCGUCUGCUAAAUCAUGAGUACGAAGGGUACAUCACUGAGGAGGACGUCGUCGUCGCCAACGGCGCCCUCAGCCUAUUCAACCAGAAGCGCCAAUACACGGGGUCCUCUCCCCCCGGCCCGCAUGGCCCAUACAGCUACACUUCGGGAUGGGUCAUGUCAAUGCACAAGGUGCACAGCAACAAAGGCUAUUUCGAGUUCCAGGCGCGCUUCCCUGUGGGUGCUAAAGUCUGGCCGGCGAUCUGGCUGAUCUCGGAGAAGCUGCUGUGGGGGCCGGAAUGGGACAUCUUUGAGUAUCCUAAUGAAGUCUGGAGUAGCAGCUGGCUACCCCGCUUUGAUGCAACGUACGAUGCCAAAGCAUGGCACGUUUAUGGCUUCGAGUGGACCGACUCGCAUGCUAAAUGGUUCAUAGAUGGACGUGAAGUCCACCACCUCGAAAACACACACGGUGCCGACUGGCCGGACGAAGAGAUGUACAUCGUCCUGAACAACGGUGUGCAGACGAACUCGCCGGACAAGGGGACUGUGUUUCCCAAUUCCCUCGAUGUCAAGUUCGUCAGGAUCUUCAAGAUGUUGUCGGCCUGGAUGAAGAUGCUGGGAGGCCCUUUGCGCGUGGACGCACGCCACGUCAUCCUGCCUCCUGGAACCGAGGUAGCUCUGGAAGGCCUGCGUGACUUCCCGGAGCUCAACGGGCAGGUGGGUACCAUUGUGGCCUUCGACCCUCAGACGGCCCGCUACCAUGUGCAGUUUGGAGACGGCGCAGUGAGGGCCAUCCGCCCGCCGCAUGUGGUGGCGCGGCGAUUUGCGUCCCAGGACGAGGAGUUCGGAAAGUGGACCGCGCCGGAGCGUGAGAAGGUCCAACGGCUCCUUCAGCACUGGGCCAAUGCUACUUCGCUGCUGACCAUAGCUUUCUCCGCCUGGGCAGUAUGUUACGCGGGAAUUAGCCAGCAGUGGCCUCACGAGGAUGUGUCCGCGUCACGCAGGAUGGAGUUGCUCUUCCUGAUCGCAGCAGCCGUUUGCUUGGCGGCGUGUGCUUUUGAGCUGAUGGCGGUCCUGGUGGAAUUUAGUGUGCAGAGUCUGCCAUCACAGAUUUCCACGGAUGACAACAAGAUUAUGCUGGUCCUGUGCUGUGUACUUGGGGCGAACUACUGCAUAAUGCCCAAAGCCCGCGAUCUCUGGAUUCGCACUGAUCGAUUUUCUUUCGGUGGCCCUCGGCCAGUAUACACACUCCGGUACGUGGAGCGGAGCAUAUGCUUGACGCUUUUGUAUUCAAUUGCUUCUGGCCGCGCCCAGCAUCCCACCGAAGCACCACAUGGCUCACGCCUCAAGGAGGGGAGGAACCUUGUAACAGCGCAGAUUUGGAACUUCCUGAGCAUUCCGCUGGUGAUCAGCCGAAGUUCGGGUGUUCUUUGGGCCUACUCGGGAAAACGGGCGAGUUUCUUCGUGUUGCGUGGCGCCAAGCUCUGGCGGGAGUUUUUUGCGUAUCGCUUUGACAACUCUGUGGAGACGGCCGUCCUGUUUGCAGCACAGCCGCUGAUUAGCGGCCGCUCGUCCGCGGGGCCAGGACUCUACAUGGUCAUCUCCCUUCUUGCCGUUUGUGGCUGGGUGGCAUGGCAGGACGAACAGCUAAUCUACACAUGUCUUGACAUCGCGGCGAAGCUGAUGCUUUCGGGCUACCUCUCGAGUUCAGGGACAGGUCAAGAGACUCAUCAGAUUCACUUGAGGACCCACACCCUGCUGAAGAAGAUGCAGGAUUCUGCUAGCCGCAUCACGGAGGACAUUCAACGGCUGGUGAGUCAUGCCAGCGUUCCCAUCUUCAGCGUCGGGGAGUAUGGAGACCUGCACCUCUCCCCCACUCUCACCAAGGGCCUCAUCAUGCAGUUCGUUCAAACGCUUUUCCAAGACAUCAGCCUCACCACGAGGUUCCGAAUGCAUCCAGAUUUCCCCAGCUACCUUCGAUUGGAAGUGCUCGAACUGGACUUCGCAAGCCGCGCUGGCACGGGGCAGCAAGACUGUCAGGAGCCUGGCUACUUCGCCAGCGGCAAGAAGGACCAGAGUCAUUGCUCGGUGGUGGUGAGUGCGACGUGCCAGCGGGAUCCACACGGAAAAGUCGUUGGUCCUGUGUAUGGGUCAAGAUGUGACGCAGAUCCGCAAGGCAUUGUGGCUCAGAGAAGGGGCGUUGUCAAGUUUGCUGGAAAACAGGUCGACCCGGCGAGUACAGAAUCCCUCCACCUGAUAAGAAGCAAGGAAUGCCUCUCGCUGCUCCUGGACUGUGCCAAUGCGCCAAUCAUCGAGAUCGAGAGCGAUUACCGGAUAGUUUGGUGGAACACGUGGAUGGCGCAAAGAAUUGGCGUGCCGGCAAUGCAGAUCAAAGGCAAACACCUCGGAUGUUUCGCCACGUCGCCCAGCUGGGAGCACUCCCUUCGGAGGGCAAUGCUCAUGGACCAGGAGGCUGCCACGCUGGAGGUCGAAGCCUUCGAGCUCUGCUUCAUGGACUUGGAGGAGCGUCCGAAAGUCCUCUUGAUGACGCCGACGCUUUGGAAGAACCCAGACUAUGCCUAA
Molecule: messenger RNA, 2886 nt
Organism: Symbiodinium natans
Lineage: Eukaryota; Dinophyceae; Suessiales; Symbiodiniaceae
Source: the annotation of a GenBank genome assembly